GACAACUCGUGAAUAAAAAUCCGUACGUCCCACUUUCUAUGAAUUAAUCUUUAUGUAUUGAUUUUCAAAGCGUCUACUGCAGCGCAGACCUCCCGAACAGAAAACAGCGCGAUGUUAGCGAGGAUAACAUCCAUGGAAGACAGCGUGAAAAAUCUUAAGGAAGAACUGAGGGUAAAAUCAAGUCAACUUGAAGAGGUUGAAAAGUCCCUUAAAACACUGGGGACAAAAAACGACAAUUUGAAGAAAAUGUUGAACUGCACAGCAGCUGUGGGGCAGUCUUUUCAACAAGAUAACAAUCUAACUAAUGUGCUGAGAGAUAUCAAUACAACGCUGUCCUUCAAGAUCAACCAAAUUGGUGUAUCCAUUAGCGCGGUUUAUUCGUUGGUUAACAAAACAGAGAAAGACUUAAACACUUAUAAGAACCACAGGGAGGACUCUCUGAAAUCACUUAAAAAUGCAACGGACCGACUCGAACAAGAAGACAACGCUCUGAGGGCAGUUUUAGAGGAAAUUAACAGGACCCUUUCCAUUAAGGUACACAACGUGAGAAAGCUCCAGGGCCCAAUCGGACCAAUCGGGCUUCCAGGCUUCAACGGCUCUCAGGGACCGAUAGGUCCCGCUGGACCUCCAGGAUUGAAUGGAACACAAGGACCCCAGGGCAUCAUGGGCCCCCAAGGGUUUAACGGCUCACAGGGCGCUCAAGGUCCAGCUGGUCCACAGGGACCCCAAGGAGCAGGAGACUUUUCUCAGUGUGUACACAAGACAGAUUCAAAAACAGGAAGCCAAGACAAAAUAACAAGCUACAGUCGUGCAGGCCCAAUUCAGGUUAUCCUGCAAGAACCAAGCGGUAAAAGAAUAGUGGGCGCGACAUGCUCAGCAGACAACGCGCAGCAGUAUUUGCUUUCAACCGAAAUACACCCAGUCAACGGUCAUUUAUAUUACUACUGUGAGUGUUAUGGACAUUAUGGCUCUGGCUCGCAAAGUGUGAAAUGCACCAUCCAUUACUGGGAAUGCCCGCUGACAACUUGAAGUCUACUGAUGCCUGGUGAACGCAGGGUGUUGAGUCCAAAUCCUCCGAAGGAAAAACAAAUGGUGACUGUACAUUUACCACAUUACCAUGCGAACCUUACACAAUUCAUUUGGCUCAAGGAAAGCCAAAUUUUUGCGAAUGUUUUCCUUUGCUAAGAAAUUGUGUAUGCUUGGGUUUGACUAAGAUGUUGAAACUUUUCUGUACGAUUUUAUGGGCGUUGUGAAAGGUUACUGCCUCUAAGAAUUAUCGGUAGAUGUACCCGUAACCACUUAUUUCCUACGGAGGAUUGGAAGACAGUGUUUAUAGUCUUUUGAAUCGGUUUAGGUAUACCUUA
This is a messenger RNA of Orbicella faveolata, 1364 nucleotides long. RefSeq lists its product as uncharacterized. The record is from RefSeq and is a predicted model, not a curated record. NCBI's taxonomy places the organism in Eukaryota, Metazoa, Cnidaria, Anthozoa, Scleractinia, Merulinidae.